AUGAAUUCCGAAGAAACUAUUUUUAUUAAAUCAGAAAAAGAAACCUACAAAGAGAUAAAAGUAGAAAGUAUAGAGCUAAAAUUUGACAAUAAUGUUACAAUAUUACGAGAUGUAAAAGGCAUCUCUUCAAAUAGCAAUAAUAAUAAUAAAUGUUCAAGUAAUAAAAGAUCUGUUAAUAAUGUUGAUAAAGAUCCCGAAACACUUGCUGCAGAGUUAGCCAUUAAAAGAGCAAGAAAUACAGAUGCUGCUCGUCGUAGUAGACAUCGUAAAGUUAUGAAAAUGGAAUCACUUGAAAGCCAAGUUUCAGAAUUAUCAUCAAAAAACCAUACAUUAAAAACUCAUUUAGCUGUAUUGGAAAUUGAAAUAAAAGGUUUAAAUGAGAAAAAUGAAGAAAAUGAUUCAAGAAUUAAAAAAUUAGAAAUUCAAUUGGCUGAAACUUAUGAAAAAAUAAUUACAUCAAAUUGGGAAGAAAUUGUUGAUAAUUUUGAUAGUAUGAAUCUUAAACCUGACCUUCUUCGUGGUAUUUAUGCAUAUGGUCAUGCAGUAGAUAAUCCUGGUCCAGACUCUGAGAUGUUUUUAUUACGCAAAUAUGCACCUGACGUCCCGGAAGAUUUAUUAUUGAAGUUAACAGCAGCAUUUAGUGAUUUAAGAAAAUUAGUAGACGAGGGAUUAAUCAGUUACCCUUAUUCAACCAGGGAAUUGGUUAAUGUUGUUAAACAUAUGCAGGAGUUUCCUAAAGAAGGCAUUGCACGUAUUUUACAAAAUAUUUUUGAUUUUGAUCAAUAUGAUCAAGAGUCAAAAGAGCUUUUGUUCAAGGCUUUUGAAAAGCAUGGAAUACCUGUUGCGCUAGAAUCGGAGUUUAUGAUAAAUUUAGGUGAAAAAAUAUCAUUAAGUGAUCCAAUUGUAACGGAGGUUUGGACAAAAACCGGAAAUAAAAUUAAAUAUUGUGAAAUUAAAAAAGAAGAAAUUUUAAUGAAAGAUGGUUGGGAAAUUCCAGUUGGAACCCCUAAAGAGCUUGAAAGGACUGAAGGCAGAACCAUGACCUUUACUGAACAGACAUACAGUUUUAAAAUACCUACACGCGGGGAAGCAUUAGACAUAGUAGGAUUGUCUGAUGGAUCUUUAUUUGUUGUUACGACAAAUCCUAUUACAUUACACGCAAUUAAUCAAAAUCAUCGAAAAAUUAGAAGCAUGGAUUUGUAUGAAUAUUUUCCAUUACAAAAAGCACCACCAGGGUUAAAGAUGACAAUAGUACAAACACAAGAAAAUGGCUGGUAUUUGUUAUUGCAUGAUCCAAUAGCAAAUUCACUGCUUUGCAUUGACUUUGCAAGAAGUCCAAAAAUGUCUGUCUUGUUGACAGGGUUAAAUCCAACAAAAUCUGUAAUGCUAAAAGAUUUUGAAUCUACUGGUAUUUUAGUUUUCUACCAGAGCGAAAGAUCAACUAUUCUAAUGUUAGAUUUUAAUAUAAAUACAAUGUAUACAAUUGAAGUGCCUGUUAAAAUUUCAAAAUUAUUUUUGCUUAAACCAAAUGCAUGGUUACUCAGAGAUAGUGUUAGCGGGCAUUAUCAUAUCGUUUACGCAAAUAACCUUGAUGGGCAGAAUUUGGUUCCAAACAUCAUACUGCAAAUUGAUAUAAAGAGUUUGCUGAAGCCUAUCCCAGAUGAAAUUACUUUCAUAUCCCAAGAUGUAUUUCAACAAGCAAGUUUCAUGUCUACAAGAUUUUUACAAAGUAAUGAUGAUUCUAUAGCUGCUUCUAUUAUUUUAAAUUCGCCCGAGACUUUGGUUGACGAUAUUAAAACUGAAAUCAUUUCAUAUAUGAGAAAGCCUGGAGAUGAUUGCAAAAAUUGUUUCAAUGAUCUUAAAAAUUCCUCUAUAUCGCUUAAGAAGACAGGACAAUUGGCAACUGUUAUUCCAUUAAAGGACGGGAGAAGUGUAGGAAAUUUAGAGAUAUUUAAUCCUGUUGAAAAUGCGUUAUGGCGCAUUACAAUUCCUUUAUCAAUCCAAGUGCCUAGUUUCAGCAUAAGUGAUUCAAGACCUAUCGAAAAUCCCUAUUUAUAUUUUGAUAGAAUAGCAGCAACACUGUUAGAAUUACCUAAUGGAGAUUUAUUAACAAUGGAUAUUAGUGGCGUUGUGCGUAUAUGGCAAGUGGACGCUGGUCAAUUAAUUUUGGCUGCCAAUACUUGGAGAAAACUCGUUGGAAAUCUAGAUCAGCAAAAGUUGUCGAUUAUAUACGAAACUGAUGAGGAAAAAUUUUCAAGGGAAAGAUUCGGGAAUGAGGUUCAACAAAUAUUUCAAGACAGGAUCGAUGGUGGCGAUUCAUUGAAUUUAAUGGGUAGAGAACCUACCUUUAUAGAUGUUAGUAAACUGAGUUUGAGAACUGAAAUCCCACCACCUAUCAAACUUACAGCAGCACAAAGAGAUUUGCAUGAGUUGACUAUGCGUAAAAAACGAGAACAAAUAAAUAUGACACAAGAAAAUAUGAAUUUAUUUCAAUCAUAUUUAGUGAAUGUGCAAAAGGAGAUUCAUGAAUUGCGUGUGAUUUUGGAAAGUAUAGAGGCUAAAAAAAAAGAACGUGUUUGGCUUAAGAAUCAAAGUUCUGGAGAUAUUGAUGAUACUAAACUGAUUGAAGGAUUGACUGGAGAAAGUAAUAUUUAUAAGAGACGUGGUGAUAAUGAUCCUGAUUUAGGUUUUUUUCAGGAUAAACCUAAAAAAAUGGUUUUUGCUUUUGAUCUUAGUGCAAGUAUGUUUAGGUUUAAUUCUCACGAUAGAAGAUUAGAUAGAUCUAUGGAAAAUAAAUUUCAGUACCGUAUUGUUGGGCAUAGUGGAGAUUCACCGAAUGUAGAAUUUGUUAAAGAAGGAAAAUAUCCACGAAAUGAAAAGGAAGAGUUCAAAAUAUUAAGCCAAAUGUAUUUACACUCGCAAUUUUGCCUCAGCGGCGACAAUACUCUAAAUGCAACGGCUAAUGCUAUAAAAGAAAUAACAAAAGAAGAGGCUGAUGACUAUUUCGUUGUAAUACUUUCUGAUGCAAACAUCGCACAAUAUAACAUUAAUCCAACGGAUAUUUCAAAAACACUAAAAUCAGAUGAUAGAGUGAAUGCAUUUAUAAUAUUCAUUGGAUCUAUACAAAAUCAAGCCGAAAGACUUCGUGAUAGUCUUACCGGGCAUGCACAUGUUUGUAUGGAUAAUAAGGAUUUACCGAAAAUUAUGAAAUCAAUUUUUUUAGCUUCAAUGUUAAAAGGCUAA
Molecule: messenger RNA, 3243 nt
Organism: Entrophospora sp. SA101
Lineage: Eukaryota; Fungi; Glomeromycota; Glomeromycetes; Entrophosporales; Entrophosporaceae
Source: the annotation of a GenBank genome assembly